Gekko japonicus is the source of this 1511-nucleotide messenger RNA. RefSeq names its product peptidase (mitochondrial processing) beta (gene PMPCB). The record is from RefSeq and is a predicted model, not a curated record. Gene Ontology annotation, molecular function: metal ion binding; metalloendopeptidase activity. Gene Ontology annotation, cellular component: mitochondrion. The coding region runs from base 25 to 1494 and encodes 489 amino acids. The transcript is spliced from 13 exons. Lineage: Eukaryota; Metazoa; Chordata; Lepidosauria; Squamata; Gekkonidae.
UCAGCCAGCCAUCCUUGCAGUGAUAUGGCGGCAGCCGCCGCCGCAUCAGUGGGUUGCCGAGCCGGCAGGCACUUCCUGUGGCCUUCGUUGGGCCCCCUCUUCACGCGGAGCUCCGUGAAGCAGUUUGUACAUCUUGGAAGAAGCAAAUGCACAGCUACCAAAGAAGUACCCCAGAUUGCCGUCAAUGUUCCUGAGACAAAGGUGUCAUGCCUGGAAAAUGGCUUAAGAGUUGCUUCUGAAGAUUCUGGACUUUCCACAUGCACAGUGGGACUCUGGAUUGACGCUGGAAGCAGGUACGAGAAUGAGAAAAACAACGGAACAGCCCACUUCCUGGAGCACAUGGCUUUUAAAGGAACAAAAAAGAGGUCUCAGUUAGACCUAGAGCUAGAAAUUGAAAACAUGGGAGCUCAUCUGAAUGCUUAUACAUCGAGAGAACAAACUGUUUAUUAUGCAAAGGCUUUUUCAAAGGAUUUGCCAAGAGCUGUGGAGAUACUUGCUGACAUCAUACAGAAUAGCACACUUGGGGAGGCUGAAAUUGAGCGGGAGCGUGGUGUGAUCCUUCGAGAGAUGCAGGAAGUUGAGACCAAUUUGCAGGAAGUAGUCUUUGAUUAUCUUCACGCGACAGCUUAUCAAGACACUGCACUAGGGCGAACUAUUUUAGGACCCACAGAAAAUAUCAAGUCCAUAACGCGUAAUGACUUGGUGGAGUAUAUAACAACACACUACAAAGGACCUAGAAUGGUACUGGCUGCUGCUGGAGGAGUCCCUCAUGAUGAGUUGCUUGAUUUAGCGAAGUAUCAUUUUGGUAACUUACCAUCUAUGGUGAAAGGAGGAGCACCAGCCCUGCCCCCUUGCCAGUUCACGGGCAGUGAAAUUAGAGUGCGGGAUGAUAAGAUGCCUUUGGCACAUAUUGCAAUAGCUGUUGAAGCUGCUGGCUGGUGUCACCCGGACACAAUUCCUCUUAUGGUGGCAAAUACACUGAUAGGCAACUGGGAUCGUUCCUUCGGCGGUGGGGUGAAUCUGUCCAGUAAGCUUGCUCAAGUUGCAUGCCAUGGUAACCUCUGCCAUAGUUUCCAGUCCUUCAACACCUGUUACACAGAUACCGGGCUGUGGGGCGUCUACAUGGUUUGUGAGGCAAAUACCAUAGAGGAUAUGAUGCACUUUGUUCAGAGAGAAUGGGUGAGGCUGUCCACCAGCGUUGCUGACAGUGAAGUAGCCCGUGCUAAGAAUCUUCUGAAAACUAACAUGCUGUUACAACUGGAUGGUUCCACUCCCAUUUGUGAAGACAUUGGACGACAAAUGUUAUGUUACAAUCGUCGAAUCUCAAUUCCCGAACUUGAAGCAAGAAUUGAAGCAAUUGAUGCUCAAACCAUCAGGGAUGUUUGUACAAAAUAUACAUAUGAUAAGUGUCCUGCUAUUGCUGCUGUGGGCCCACUUGAACAGCUCCCAGAUUACAACCGACUCCGUAGUGGCAUGUACUGGCUUCGAGAUUAACAAGACAUUAAUUGUAA